GUUUACCUUUACUACCAACUACAAUAUGUAAGUGGUUGUUAGAGCUUUUUAUAUUGUUAUUGAAAAGUAAGUGCAAUACCUAUACAUCGGAUACAAUAAGCAUUAAAGAGAAAAAAUGACGCUGAGACCGCAAGAAGUUGUACGUACAGAAGUGGAAGGUGAAUUGUCAGGGCCAGCAAAUUCUCUUACGCCCGAAUCAAUAGACUGCGGCUGCGGUGGUUAUAAAUUACCUCAACUAGCGAAAUUCGCAACGCGAAGAGUUUUCCUUAGUUUAUUAUGUACCAUUGGUUUUCUGCAAGCUACAUCACAAGCCUAUCUUUAUGUCGUCAGCUCCAGCAUUGCUAGGAGAUUCUUAAUUGAUCCAUAUUUAAUGGAAUGGAUUUUGUACCUUUCGGAAAUAGUUCCGCUCAUCAUCGGACUCGCUGUGGCUUACUGGGGAGAUAAAAUUCACAGAGCAUCAUGGUUGGGUGGUCUAACACUCAUCCAAUGCGCUGCACUUCUUUCGCUCAUUAUUCCUCAUAUAUCGCACUCAUCGGUCAAAGUCAUCGAAGACACUACCAAUGUCACUCAUAUGCCAACAGUGUAUUCAGAAGAGAGUCCAGAUCUUUGCAUGAAAAUGUUCGACAAACUCCUUACCAUAAAAAAUGCACCUCUCUACACAACAAUUUCCAUCUUAGUCAUCGUACAAAUAAUUACGGGAAUAGCUAAUGUCGCUUACUAUGCUUUAGGUAUAUCGUAUCUUGAUGACAAUUCUAAAAAAGAGCAGAUAGCUGUUUAUCUUGGUUUCAUAUUAGGCAUCAGGAUUUUAGGAAGUAUAUUAGGAUAUAUGGUCGGCUGGGGAUUCUUACGAAUAGAUGCAAACAGUCUUCAUUUAAUAACGUCAUAUAGAAGUCAAAUAGGCGCUUGGUGGCUUGGAUGGCCAAUUUUUGCAUUUUUGCUAAUGUUACCAGCUGUACCUAUGGCUAUUUUUCCAAGAAAACUACCAUCUGAGUUGGUUGAAGAAACUGCAGCGUCAAUUUUAGAUCAGUCCGGUACACUGAGACGCUCACAAAGAUUAACAGUGAAGAAAGUUGGAAGUCCAGAAUUCCUACCAUCAAUGAUUCGAUUGCUCACAAAUAAAAUUCUGAUCUUCAAUAUUCUCGCAGUAGUAUUUUUUGUAACGGCAUUGGUUAAUUUUAUGGUAAACGAGAAUAUUUACCUUGAAUCACGAUUUUAUGCUCCUCGACCAAAUGGAAUAUUAAUGGGGUUUGAAGAUCCUUUACUUUCACGCACUCUUACAACGAUAUUGAAGCCAUUCAUAGUUGGAUUAUCUGUAAUAAUUGCUGGUUUAGUAAUUGCUCGUGUUAAACCAAAUGUGAGAACAUUAAUCGUCUACGAUUUUAUUAUAUUGGGUAUUUCAGCUUUAGUUAUAUUUUCUCUUGCUUUUAAUAAUUGCGAAAAACCACCAAUUGUUGGUUAUAAAGUAAGAGGAUCAUUGUCACUUCCAGAGUACUGUAAUAGAGAUUGUCGAUGUUCUCAGGAUGCCGACUUCCGACCAAUUUGCGAUAAAAUAGGUAGUAAUACUUACUAUAGCCCUUGCCACGCUGGAUGUACAACUGUAACAUACGGUGACAAUAAAAUGUACGGCAAUUGUUCAUGUAUUCAAGAGAAGACAGGGUUGAUAGAUGGCGAGGCACACGACGGACCAUGUGGGUCUAAUUCAUGUCAAAUGGGAUGGAUUGUAUAUGAACUUUUUACUGUAAUUAUUUACGCCACAGCUUCAUCCACAAUAAUUGGUGAUCUACUAAUAAGUUUAAGAAGUAUUAAUCCACAAGAUAAAGCACUUACAAUAGGAUACGGUUUAAUGUUCUUAGGUUUAUUUGCCUAUAUUCUCGGUAAAAUUUCUUAUGACGAAUUAGCUAAGACAGCUUGCGUGCAUUGGGGAAUCGGCAAUAGCGUCUGUCAUUUACAUUCGUCGAGCCUAGGAUAUUAUUUAUGCUUCUUAACAGCUGGUCUUAUUGUUAUCAGUGCUUUAUUAAAAAUUGGAGUAUGGUUUUUCUGCAGAGACCUUGAAAUUUACGAUCUUAUCGUAGUAGAGGAACAACAACUACAAGAAAUGAAGGAAAUGUCACAAACUCAACAACCGCUUUUACAAUCCAAACCUGACGAGCCUAUGGAAGCGCAAUCAAUAGAAACUGUCGACAGUCACAUUGAACCAAUGGUAAUUAUAGAACACAAAAAACAAAGCAGAGAAAACGGUCCAAUUACUGAUGCGGUUGAAGGAGAAACAUCAGAAUCAAAAUUGCAAUAUGGACCCAUUGGACCAGGUCUUCGAAGAGUUACUGAAAAUCAACCUCAUAAUAUUAAUGCCGAUACUGAUGAUGAUUUGGAUAGUUCCGAUGGAAGCCAAAAUGCAACAAAAAUCUCCACUGAUCAAGUGUCUUAUAAGCCACUACAAGUAGAUUCAGAUUCAGAAUGCGAAUUAAAUGAAUCUGCAAGAAAACGUAUCCCAAGCAUCGAGGCCAGUAGAGCAGCGUUUCUUGGAUUAACAUCUCCUCAAGAAAUAUAUCCACCAUUUUCAAACAUGCGUUUCCCAAAUCCAGCUAAUUACGAGGAUCUACGAGCUGAAAGAAUAUCAAGAAAUAACAGUCCAAAUCCUGCUGCUGAUGGUUCUGUUAAAACUAACAGCUUAGAGUUUACAAGAAAACCUAAAGAGAAUAAAGACAAGUCCUUAUCAGCAUCUAGAGGAGACUUUAAUGAAGUAGGGAUUCCUUUAGUAGAAUCCUACGAAAGUACUGUUAAGGGUUCAACCAGCUCACUUCGAUCGCCUACAAUAAUGAUGGCUAUCCAACAUCUCGAUAGAAAUUCAAGUCGUGAGUUACUUGAACAAACUCGUUUUGUAUAUCAACCCAAAAUACAAAGUAACUCCGAAGAAGAUGAAGAAAAUCACAAAUUUCGAUUGGAAAAACUAAUGCAAUCUAUGAAUUAUUCACCCGACGGUCUUAGACCACCAUCUAGAGACCAGGCUUCAUCAGGAUUUGGAAGUCUCCAAGAUAUGCGAGAAAGAAUGCAAUCACACGGAGAAGACUCAAGAGACAGUUUAAGUUCAAAAUCGUCACUAUCGAGUCAAUCAUUAUCACCGAAGAAGAAAGGCGGUCCUCUUUGUACAGACCUAUGA
Messenger RNA from Phymastichus coffea, 3157 nucleotides. RefSeq names its product solute carrier organic anion transporter family member 2A1-like. NCBI's taxonomy places the organism in Eukaryota, Metazoa, Arthropoda, Insecta, Hymenoptera, Eulophidae. Gene Ontology annotation, biological process: sodium-independent organic anion transport; transmembrane transport. Gene Ontology annotation, cellular component: membrane. Gene Ontology annotation, molecular function: protein binding. The record is from RefSeq and is a predicted model, not a curated record. The transcript is spliced from 10 exons. The coding region runs from base 116 to 3157 and encodes 1013 amino acids.